CUCGAUAGUGUUCCUUGACGUGACAUUUGCUAGUGAGGUGACAUUUAGGUCACUGUUUAACGUUACGCACACGUUAGCACUCCUGUGAGGGCGGCGCCAACCCUACUUGUUUACUCCUUGUCAUUGAGCUCCUUUUCAAUCAUGGGAUCCGAUAAGAAGGAUAAGAAGAAGGAUAAGGCCGAGAAGGCAGCCGCCGGUGAGAAGUCGGCCGCCACAGCCGCAGAGAUGCCGGUGGGCGAGGUGCAAAUGCAGACCGACUUCCUUAUCCAGCCUGAGAAGACGGUUCCCAAGCUAGAUACCAGCAAGUGGCCGCUGCUUCUCAAGAAUUACGAUAAGCUGAACGUCCGGACGGGCCACUACACGCCCAUCCCUGCCGGCAGCACGCCGCUAAAGCGCUCGCUGAAGGAGUACAUGUCAUACGGUUGCAUCAACCUGGACAAGCCAGCGAACCCCAGCUCGCACGAAGUCGUCGCAUGGAUUCGCCGCAUGCUCCGCGUGGAGAAGACCGGCCACAGCGGCACUCUGGAUCCCAAGGUGACGGGCAACCUCAUCGUCUGCAUCGACCGCGCUACUCGCCUGGUGAAGGCGCAGCAGGCGGCAGGAAAGGAGUACGUCUGCAUCGUGCGAUUCCACAGCAAGGUUGAGGGCGGCACGGCCGCAGUGGCCAAGGGCCUCGAGACCCUCACCGGCGCGCUGUUCCAGCGCCCUCCUCUCAUUUCCGCCGUGAAGCGCCAACUGCGCAUCCGCACCAUCUACCAGGCGAAGCUCUACGAGUACGAUGAGGAGCGCAACCUCGGUGUCUUCUGGAUUAGCUGCGAGGCCGGCACCUACGUCCGCACGCUGUGCGUUCACCUGGGUCUUCUGCUGGGAGUCGGCGGUCACAUGCAGGAGCUGCGCCGUGUUCGCUCCGGCAUCAUGGGCGAGUCGCGAAGCAACAACAUGGUCACCAUGCACGACGUGCUCGACGCGCAGUGGGCUUACGAUAACUUCAAAGACGAGACCUACCUGCGUCGCGUGGUGAUGCCGCUGGAGGUGCUCCUCGUUAACUUCAAGCGCUGUGUGGUGAAGGACAGCGCGGUCAACGCGAUUUGCUACGGCGCGAAGCUCAUGAUCCCCGGCUUGCUCCGCUUCGAGAGCGGGAUUGAGGUGGACGACGAGGUGGUGUUGAUGACCACCAAGGGCGAGGCUAUCGCGGUGGGUGUGGCGCAAAUGACGACGGCAGUGAUGGCGACGGUGGACCACGGCUGCGUGGCCAAGAUCAAGCGUGUGAUCAUGGAGCGCGACACCUACCCGCGGCGGUGGGGGCUGGGGCCGUACGCGCAGCUCAAGAAGAAGCUCAUCACGGAGGGCAAGCUGGACAAGCACGGGCGACCCAACGAGAACACUCCCAAGGAGUACCUGCGCUCGCUGCCGGACUUUGUGGCCAACGGAGGGGCGACGGCGGCGGCAGCACCCGCAGCGGCGGCGGAGGCAGCGCCCAAGGCCGUGGAGGCGGAGGCGGAGGUCAAGAAGGAGAAGAAGGAAAAGAAGGAGAAGAAGGAGAAGAAGGAGGAGACGGAAGGGGAUGUGACGAUGGAGGAUGCGGAGGCCAAGAAGGAGAAGAAGAAGGAAAAGAAGGAGAAGAAGGAGAAGAAGCGCGCAGCUUCGGCUUCUCCAGAGCCCAGCGAGGAGGGGGCAAAGCCAGAGAAGAAGAAGGAUAAGAAGGAGAAGAAGGAAAAGAAGGAGAAGAAGAAGAAGGGCUCGGACUCGGAGUAAGCGGCGCAGCAGCAGCACUUCGGGAGCUCUGGGGCGGGCCUUCUCUCAUGUGGCUGGGGCUGGGGCUCCCAGAGGGAGGGACUUCUCGCCUCCCUUCAAAUAGCCGGGGCUGGGUAGCCGCUGGAUGGGGCUUGGGUAGCCGGGGCCGGGUAGGCUGUAGCAAGCAGCGAGCGGCCUUCAUGCGGCCGCCCGGUGGUUCUGCGCGUGGAGCAUUGGCAGCAUGCUCCACUCGUGUCGUAAUGGGCUUGCGGGACAGAGGACACAUGCGUUUGGGCGAUGGGAUGGGCCUCUAGUACACACGAACGUGGAGAGGCGGGGGGCUUUUGAUGCACGCAAACGAGGCAGGGGGCGGGCAGAGAGCGCCAACAGGUGCGCGAUAGCAGGGUUGUAUACUAGCAUCAUGCGUGGUGGUGGGUGGGUAUGUGCGUGCGGAGACCGAGCUGCGGGCACAGGAAUGUGUGUGCUCAGCUAUAGAAUGGCGUGGGUAGGGAACGUCUAGGUAGAGUUGUUGAACGGACAGUGCAUGAGUGAACUGGCGUAGCUAUGAGGGGUUAGCGGGGCGCAUUAUUGGAUGGUAGUGGGGGUUAGAGGGUAGGCAGGAAGGUGCUUGGUUAGAUGAUGACUUGGGUGGAGUUUACCGUAAUAGCAAUUGUAUUGAUCGUUGGACGACGCACAACGGAAACAAGCGAAAGACUCGGGGCGUGUUGUCGACAGGUGGGAUGCGAUGCCCUCCCUUACCGGAUACGAAUGCGGCGCGGCGUGGGUGCUGUGUGCUGUGCCCGCUGUUGUAGGUUGUUGCGCGGGUUGCAACGACGUGGACAUUGUUGGAUGGCUUCACGCAGUGUGUGUACACGCAGUGUGCCGUUGGGUUGGGGCUUGGAACGCGCUUUGUGCCUAGCCAUAUGUUGGCGCUUAUGCGCCUGGAUCGAGAGGCUUCAGGCCUUGACC
Molecule: messenger RNA, 2703 nt
Organism: Astrephomene gubernaculifera
Lineage: Eukaryota; Viridiplantae; Chlorophyta; Chlorophyceae; Chlamydomonadales; Astrephomenaceae
Source: the annotation of a GenBank genome assembly